Lottia gigantea (owl limpet) is the source of this 861-nucleotide messenger RNA. RefSeq lists its product as hypothetical. Lineage: Eukaryota; Metazoa; Mollusca; Gastropoda; Lottiidae. The record is from RefSeq and is a predicted model, not a curated record. The transcript is spliced from 2 exons. Bases 1 to 861 code for a protein of 286 amino acids.
AUGGGGGAUGUCAGGGACGAAUGGACACUGCCAUGCAUUACGGAGAAAAUGAAUUUCACAAGAUUGAAACAGGUAUGGUUAGGCCAAGGAUUUCCGAAGAUUGACGAUGUUAGCAGCUGUAAAAGUGUUCCACACUCCAUAAGAAGGAGACGUGCUCCAGUUCGCAGGAGGACUUACAGACGAAGAGGUAACUUUAUGAAGAACAUUUAUAAAGGAAUUGUUCAUAGUGAACAUAAGGCUUCCCAUGAGUUUAAUUUGGGAGCUAAGGGAGUUUAUACAUCGAACCUCUGUUUGAAUUGGCACACUUUCCUGACUGGGACAAUCAAGAGCCAGACAUCUUCGUACCUGAAUCUUUUUGAUGAAGUUAAGAUUCGUCACGUUACUCUUACUUAUUGGUUGAGAAAUAAUGGUUCUAACUCUUUAACUUAUGAACAACCUACGAUGACUACCACUUACGAUCCAGAUGCGCAAGGUCGGACUAUGUCUAUCGACAACCAGAAUUGUUGCCCGAAUACUCGUGAACGUUUAAUUCGGUACGGAAAGAAGUAUAAGCUCAGGAUGUACCCCAAGUUCCAGCCUAAGCUUUCUGCUGCUAAAUCUGUAGCUAUUGGUGGUAAAUCUGUUUCUCCUUGGAUUGAUGCUGCCUAUUUUACGUAUGGUGCUUCUCCAGCUUCGUCAAUGAAUGGAAUUAUUUAUACUCUUAUAGGUAGUCCUAAUACCUUUGUUGAGGGUUUCUACAGUGUAGGACUUUCAUGGAAAGGACGUAGAGAUGGUCAGAUCUAUACUGUGAAAGAUGAUGUUUAUUCUGCUGCUACUCCUGAAGGAUUUGAAGUUUUAGAGGGGUACGAUACUGUGAAUUAG